Rotaria sp. Silwood1 is the source of this 885-nucleotide messenger RNA. NCBI's taxonomy places the organism in Eukaryota, Metazoa, Rotifera, Eurotatoria, Philodinida, Philodinidae. The record is from the annotation of a GenBank genome assembly.
AUGGUACUCGUCACACGUGAUGAUAUUGAAGUGUUUCCUCCAAUACUUCAACGAAAUGUUGUCUAUGUUCGUAGUGCUGAACAAUUAAAACCAUUUAUAUUAUCAAAAUUAAUUAAUGCUGAAUAUGCUGCAUAUCGUUGUCGAACAUUUUCAUUAUUACAAGAACGUACACGUUGUUCAUAUUUAAAAACUUUAUGUGAAAAUUUAACUGAAAAAUCUUAUGAUUUAUUAUGUGAUGAACAAAAACGUGCUAGUCAUCGUCGUUUAUCUUUAUUAUCAAAUUCAACUAAAAAACGCUAUUUUUCAAAUAUGAAAAAAAUGUUUACACGAAGUAAUAGUAUACCCGAUGGUCCUCAACAAUCUAGUAAAUCUGAACAACAAUCAAUGAGUGAUAAAGAACGACGAAAAAAUGGAAAGAAAUUAUUACGAUUAGGAAAAUCAGAUACUAAUGAUAAUCAUCAACGUUCAUCGAUAACUAUGUCAUUACCUGAUCAAGAAUUAACACAUGACAAUGAUGUGAUUAAUCGACAUAUAACUGUUCGAAGUGAUGAAAGUUUAGAUAGUAGUGGUGAUAUACCAAUAUCAGAACAACGUUCAACAAUGCAUCAUUAUCCUCCACGUUCAAUACAUACAUAUUUUGGAGAUGAAUCUGAUGAAGGAUUGGAUAGUAUGUCAUCAGCUGAUACAGCUUUUUCUCAUAAUCAUAAUCGUGUGCCAUAUGACAGUGAUGAUCAAGAUGCUUAUCGACAACAACUUCGCGAAAAAUCUCAACCAUCUCAUGUGUCGCAUCCAUGGCAUCGUAUAACCGGACAGCGACAAGCUAAUAUACAAAUCUAUACACCACAAGUAGCUGGUAUUCAUAUAAGUGAAGCAGCAACUGUUUAA